Molecule: messenger RNA, 4010 nt
Organism: Myzus persicae (green peach aphid)
Lineage: Eukaryota; Metazoa; Arthropoda; Insecta; Hemiptera; Aphididae
Gene: kuz
Product: disintegrin and metalloproteinase domain-containing protein 10
Exons: 16
Coding region: 219-2756 (845 amino acids)
Biological process (GO): membrane protein ectodomain proteolysis; Notch signaling pathway
Cellular component (GO): plasma membrane
Molecular function (GO): metalloendopeptidase activity
Source: RefSeq, a predicted model, not a curated record
AGAAUAACAAUAAAACAAAAGAAUAUUUUCACUGGAGGCCUGUCAAAAUGGAAAUCCGGAAAUUGUCAUUUUCUUGAUCAUUUAUUAAUUGUAUUAAUAACUUAUCUUAAAAAAAAAAUCAUUAAUCCAUUUGAUACCUCAAAUAUUUUAACUUCUUAUUAAAUGUAAAAAAAGCCAAAUUUUAUGCCUGUGAUCAAAUAUUUUAUUAUUCUAUUAGCAUGUAUACCCUCAGCUAUAUGGCCGUUGUGCUCUUGAUAAUCACCAGUAAUAUUCAAGGUAAGCGUCUCAGCCAGUAUGUGUCACAUUAUGAGCCUGUUACAUAUGAUCCUCAACACUUGGCCCAGAGUCAUAAUAGGGCCAAACGAUCAGUGACUAAUAGUGACAGUAAUGUGCAUGUAACAUUUAAGGCGCAUGGCCAUCACUUUCGACUUAGACUCCGUCGAGAUAUUGAAACAUUUUCAAAUGCCAUGGAAGUGUUGGAUAGUUUUGGCAAUCAAAUACAUCCUAAUAAUAUUGAUACUUCACAUAUAUACCAUGGACACAUUGUUGACGAAGCCAACAGUGUAGUAUUUGGGUCAAUUAUUGAUGGAGUUUUUGAAGGAAAAAUUAUAUCUCCGAAAAAAGGAAACUAUUUUAUAGAAAAAUCUAGAAAAUAUACUCAUCCCCAUGGUCACCUUAAAGACAGUGAUAGUUUUCAUUCAGUUAUCUAUAAAGAAAAUGAUGUUGAUAAUCCAUAUCAUAACUCUUCUAGUCAUUUUAGCGGAUGUGGAGUUACAGGAUCUACAAAACAAAGUAUGGAAACUAUCCAAUAUUCUGGUAGUCCAUGGAAUAUUCAACAACAAGAUGAAGAAAGACCUGCCUAUAAAUAUACAAGACAAGCAGCUGACAAACACCAUUAUGGACCUGUUAGAACAAAACGUGCUACUAAACCUAAAGAAGAACGCAACACUUGUUCAUUAUUUAUCCAAACUGACCCUUUAUUGUGGAAACACAUAAAAGAACAAGUUGGCUAUGAUAAGACAAAGACAAGAGAAGAGAUAUUAUCAUUAAUAGCUCACCAUGUAACUGCAGUGAAUUAUAUCUACAGAGAUACUAAAUUUGAUGGACGCAUUGAACACAGGAAUAUUAAAUUUGAAGUUCAAAGAAUAAAAAUUGAUGAUGAUGAACCUUGUGACCACAAAUGGGCUGGAGAACAAAAUCCAUUUUGUAUGGAAAAUAUUGAUGUUAGUAAUUUUUUAAACCUACAUUCAUUGGGAAACCAUGAAGACUUUUGCCUAGCAUAUGUUUUUACCUACAGAGACUUCACCGGAGGAACCUUAGGUCUAGCUUGGGUCGCUAGCGCAUCUGGUGCAUCUGGUGGUAUUUGUGAAAAGUAUAAAACUUAUACAGAAACUAUCGGUGGUUUAUAUCAAUCAACUAAACGUAGUUUAAACACUGGUAUUAUUACAUUUGUUAACUACAAUAGCAGAGUGCCACCCAAAGUUUCACAGUUGACCUUGGCCCAUGAAAUUGGCCAUAAUUUUGGAUCGCCGCAUGAUUAUCCUUCAGAUUGUCGACCCGGUGGUUUAAGUGGUAACUAUAUCAUGUUUGCAUCUGCUACUAGCGGUGAUCGCCCAAACAACAGUAAAUUUUCUUCGUGCAGUAUAGCUAAUAUCAGUAGUGUAUUAGAUGCUAUACAAGAUAAUAAAAAAAGGAAUUGCUUUAAAGCCAGUGAAGGAGCAUUUUGUGGUAACAAAAUUGUUGAAAAUGGUGAAGAAUGUGAUUGUGGAUAUGAUGAUGAUGAAUGCGAUGAUAAAUGCUGCUAUCCCAGGCAAGUUGCUGAUCGAGAUAGAUUCCGUAACAUCUCAGCUAGAGGUUGUGCCCGUCGAGCUCAAACUGAGUGCAGUCCAUCUCAAGGUCCAUGCUGUUAUGCUGAUACCUGCCGUUUCAUUCCAUCUAAUCGAAUGGUUACGUGCCGCGGUGAAGAUGUUUGUAGUUAUAGUUCUAAUUGUGAUGGUACCACACCAGAAUGUCCAGUACCACCUCCUAAGCCUAACAAAACCCGUUGUAAUGAAGGGACACAGCUUUGCAUCAAUGGUGAUUGCACUGGAUCUAUUUGUUUGGAGUGGGGUCUAAACGAAUGUUUUUUGACCUCACAAAUCAUACCCAAUAUUGACAAACGCAAAUUGUGCGAGUUGGCUUGUAUGAAUGGUACUGAUUUACAAACCUGCAGGUCAACUAGUGAAUUUGCUGCUGCGGUUAACUUACCUCUCGGUGGCAUUAGUUUAAGGCCAGGAUCACCUUGUGAUAAUUUUCAAGGUUACUGUGAUGUAUUUUACAAAUGUAGAGCAGUUGAUGCUGAAGGGCCAUUAGCAAGAUUAAAAAAUAUGCUCCUCAACAAACAAACACUUCAAACUCUCCAACAAUGGGCUUUAGAAAAUUGGUGGGCUUGUAUGCUCAUGGGUGUUACAUUUGUAAUUAUAAUGGGAGUGUUUAUAAAAUGUUGUGCAGUACACACACCAUCUUCAAAUCCUAAGAAAACACCUGCUCGGAGAUUUAGUGAAACAUUAAGACGACCCAUUACAACCUUACGUAGAAUGCGACACAAUCCUCAGACAUAUGUAUCACAGCCCAGAUCAAGUAGAGUUCCAGCUCAUGGAUAUGGUGAGGGUAGAGGUCAUUAUUAUGCACCAAGAGCUUCUGCACCCCCUGCACAUGGUCAUUCAGAUCGCCGUAAUGCAUUUCCAAUGAGGCAUCAGCCGCAGCAUAAAGUGUGAUAGUAUAUCUGCUGUAUGGCCUGUAUUGUUGGCGAGAACAAUUUUAAUUAUUCUCCAACAACUAUUUCCAUUCAAAUUGUAAUAGAUUUUUUAAUUCUGAAAUCGGCUGUUGAAACAUUAUAGUCAAAACACCAGACUAAAAAAUAAUAUUCUUAAGGUAUUUGCAACUGAUUGUUGUCACUAUAGAUUCUUUUCUUACUUAUAUAUAAAAUAUUUAUAUAAUACAUUUAAAUAUGUAUAAUGUAUAUAAUUGAAUAAAAAGUAUUUGAAUAAUUUUCCAGAGAUAAAUUUAAUUUGGGACUAAAUUAAAUAAUUCAGUCAUUCAGAUGUUUAUCCAAUGAAAUAAUAAGAUUGACCCAUCAAACAUUACUAUCUAGGACAAACUGUUUGGAGCUUUGUGAGGGAAAGGCAGUGAUUCUUAAACUUUUCAGAUUAUGGAACACAUAAUUUUAUAAGAUUUUUGCAGAUCACAGAUGUAAAAUAGUACUUAUAUGAUAUUAUAUUUAAAAUUACAUACAUAUCAGUUUACAUAUUAUUCAAUAGAAAAUAAAAUAAUUGUAAAGUACUAGCAACCAAAUAACAGCCCCUCGGUUACUCUCAAUAACAAAACUAUCCCUAGAGAAAAUUCUGUAAAAUAUCUAGGUAUUCAUCUAGACCAAAGAUUAACAUGGGCCACUCACAUCAAAACCAAAAGAAAAUCAAUGAAAAUAAAACUUCAUAAACUUCGUCAACUUCUUCGUUCUAAAAUAUUACUUAGUGGCAAAACCCUUGUAUACAAACAAUUAAUUUGUCCUGCAUUGACAUACGGUAUAGAAAUCUGGGGCUCAACCAAAAACUCAAAUCUAAAUCUUCUCCAAUCCUUUCAGUCUAUCAGUCUCCGUCUUCUGACAAAUGCACCUUGGUAUGUUAGUAAUCAUACAAUCCAUAAAGACCUGAAUAUUCCAACUCUUCUCACCCUCGCUUCAACACACUAUAAAAAAUUGCAUUCCAAAACAAAUAAUCAUCCAAACCCACUAAUUUCUAACCUCUCCUCUAAGACUCUUCCGGAUAACCCUCCCCGUCGACUAAAACAAAAUUUGCCUAGUGAUUUACUUCGCUAAAUAAUUACAAAAAAAAAAAAAAACCAGUUUGAAGUAGUGUCAAUGGACGCACUCUUCAGUCAAGCCUCCAAACACAUUUACUUAUUGUUUUAUUUUAUUACAGAUUGUAAAUUUAUUUAUAUUAUAAAAAAUUAUUUUAAUAAAAAAAAAAAAA